Molecule: messenger RNA, 2110 nt
Organism: Platichthys flesus (European flounder)
Lineage: Eukaryota; Metazoa; Chordata; Actinopteri; Pleuronectiformes; Pleuronectidae
Gene: ier5l
Product: immediate early response 5-like
Exons: 1
Coding region: 314-1168 (284 amino acids)
Source: RefSeq, a predicted model, not a curated record
AUUUGAAUAGAUCACAGAAACCGCAUCACGCUCAUUGGUUCACACGGACAUAUUUCCUGCACUCCUGCCUGUCACUCAGCGGAUCUCCGGCGUGUGAUUGGCUCUGCCGGCAGGGGGCGGGCUCUCUGGAUGGAGUAUAUAGUGGUUGAGGGUUCGGAGUCUGUGCCAAUGCUCGUAGGCUCAGUCAGGAGGAGGACGAGUGUCCGAUGUGUCUCCACAGACCUGAAGCUCCCUCCUGCAGCACGACCCCCCCCACACGCCCGCGGACAGGUCCCUCUCCCGGACAGGAGCCGGGGCCGGGCCGCCGGGCAGCAUGGACGCGGACGCGCAGAGCCUGAUGUCCAUGUCCCUGAUGAAGAUCCAGAGCUGCCGGACGCAGCGCGGCGGCAUCACGCUGCACCGGAACCUGCUGCUGUCCUACGUGCUGCGCAACGCGCAACAGCUCUACAUCAAGGAGCGCUACCAGGAGCUGUACCGGAGGCAGCAGUACGAGGAGGUGAUGGCGGUCUGCAACGAGAUCCAGGACCUCGACCCGCUGGACGUGGACGCGGAGGACGCGCACGGAGAGGAGCAGGCGCGAGGCUGCGGCGAGGACACCAGUCCGUGCGAGGCGGCGCGCCCCCGAAACCCGACGCAGUCGGCGGCAAACGUCCGGGCGGCGAGCUCCCUCCUCGGCUGCUCCCCUGUCGAAGACUGCGGCAGAGAACCGGAGCCGGCGGACUUCCGCAGCUGCUGCAUGGAGGCUUCCCCCGGAGCGCACUCCGACCACUUCCCCGGGGACUACAUCCGGCACUGCAACAAGACCACGGUGCUGGACCUGGACACGCAUGUGGUGACCACCGUGGAGAACGGGUUCCUGCACCAGGACUGCUGCUGCGCACCGGCUCCACCGGCUCCGGCCCGGAAGAGGAAGGUGGAGUCCGGCUGCUGCGCCUCGGACCCGGAGGAGCUCUGCGACUUCACUGCGGCGCGGAAACGAGCCAAGCGCGAGUACUGCUGCUUCUCAGGCGCGGACUUCACGGACACGUCCAACAUCUCCACCCUCAUCUCCAUCUUCGGCUCGGGCUUCUCCGGGCUGCUCAGCCGCCAGGCGGAGCUGGAGCAGGUCUGUGGCCAGCAGGCCCUGGCCAGUCUGGGAGCGUGGACCCGGGCCAUAGAGGCAUUCUAAACCCACCUCUGAAGACUGACCAGAGACAGACAGAAAGUGAGGGAGAGACAGAGAGUGAGGGAGAGACAGACAGACAGACAGACAGACAGGCAGAGAGAACAACUUUGUCUGGAACUGGUUUUUACAACUUCCAGCAAAUGUUCUGUGGAGAGUUGUUGUUUGAAAUGAGGUCACGUGACUGAAUGACUGCUCCAGGACUUUCAGCUGUCCCUGCAUCAAACCAGAACUUUCCUGGAAGGUUGAUGGACACAGGAACUUUUCACUUUCUUCAAAAUCCAACAUCUGAGUAAAUCCUCCAGUUUGAAAACAAAAUCCGGUUUAUUAAUAAAACUGAGGUGUAAAGAAAAUGUCAUUCAACAUCGAAGCUGAAGUGUUGAUGUAGUGAAGUUUAAAAUGUGUGUCUGGUUCUUCUUCUGUUCGUUCACAUUAAACUCAGUCUCACCUGGAGUCUCCCUUUGGUUGAAGUUGAAAGUGAUUGGUUGGUUUGUGAGUGGUGACAUCAUUCACCCUCUCCUCUGAUUGGUGGAAAUGUACAGCUGCGCCUGGUCUUCCUCAAAUAAGACAAAUAGAUCAACUUUAUUUUUGCAAGAAAAAGAUAAAAACUAUAAAAAAUGUUUAAUGUGGAGGAGAGUUGGUGCCAUAUUGAACCAGACUUCCUUUGACUUCCUGUGAAUCGUUUCAUGACACAAACACGUUUUAGUUUAGCGAGUGUUAAACUUUAUAAAAACAAGUUGAUCUUCGUCCUUUUGUUUUAAAAAGGCAAAGAUGCAGUCGUGUGACUCCCUCAGUUUUAUGACUCAGACAACUCUCAUCCUCUUAUUCUUCUAUUUUUUUAUCGGUAUUUUGUGUGUUUGAUAAAUUGUAGCUCUUCGGGUAAAACUGUUGCAGAAAAUAUUUGUAAAAAUUGUACAAUCUUAAUAAAAAAUGAAAACUUUAACCAGA